CAAGGGCAGAGGGGGUUUGUUAGGGUAGGAUAAGUGCAUUAGAAAGAAAAGCCGUCUUGUGCUGCAGAAGACAUUUUAAAACAUUGUUUUAGUUAAUUUUCUUCGCAUCGAAGAUGACCACAGCAGUGGCUUCGCCUUUUGACUUGAGCGAAGUGAUCAACAAGUACAACACCAAGAUGCUGAACUACAAGAACAACAUACUAACCGGCAGUCAUGGAUUGUCGGUGCCCUGCUCCAGUGCCAACAUGCCCAGCUCAACCCUGCUGGACAGGAAGGCCGUUGGCACCCCAUCAGCCAGCAUGUACCAGCGACGGCACUCAGUAACCCUACCCAGCAGCUCCAGACUCAACCACAACCAGUUUCUCAACUUGGCCAAGCCCUCUGACGUAACCCUGCUGAAUGCUGGGUUGAUGGGCCACAGCAAUAGCAGCAUCGGCAGCAUCAACUGCAACAAUAACAGCAGCAGCAACAAGGAGAAUCGCCUUAGGGAGCGCUCCUACUCCGAGACAGGUGAGCGUCUCCUGCAUAAGGGUGGCGCUGGUCUGACCCUUGGUCCCCUCCCCACCUCCCCCACCAGCAAUGGCAACAGCCCCUGCCUGGGCACCCCUACCGGGCAGGUGAACUCCAGCCGCUACAAGACGGAGCUGUGCCGGCCCUUUGAGGAGAACGGCUCAUGCAAGUACGGCGACAAGUGUCAGUUUGCCCAUGGCGCCCACGAGCUGCGCAGCCUGAGCCGCCACCCCAAGUACAAGACAGAGCUGUGCCGCACCUUCCACACCAUUGGCUUCUGCCCGUACGGCCCACGCUGCCACUUCAUCCACAACGCAGAGGAGCGCCGGGGGCCACCGUCCGCGCCCAUCUCGCCCCUCUCGGCCUCCAACGGCAAGAUGGAGCGGCCGCAGCUUCAUCACAGCUUCAGCUUCGCCGGCUUCCCCAGCGCCGGUUGUGCCUCCUCCUCAUCCUCCUCAUGCUCCUCCUUGGGCGGGAGCGCUGGCAGCUACCUGCGGGACGGCCCCACAUCCCUCACCCCGCCUCCCACCUUCCCCGCCGAGGACGAGAUCCCUGAGUGGCCCAGCUCCAACCCCUUCACCUUCUCUGGUCAGAAGCUAGCUAACAUCUUCUGCCCCUCGCUGAGCUUGCCCUCUGGUGACCCUGUGCCAGCGGCUGCAGCCCCUGGUGCUCCCCUGACCUCUGCCGGCCAGGCGCCGCCAUCUCCCACAGGCAGCGGCGGCACGCCCUCGAUGUACCUCUUCAGGGCGGUGUCCGAGUCCCCGCAGCCCUUCGAGUUUCCGUCCAGCCAGACAGACUCUCUGUCGGACCAGGAGGGCUACCACAGCAGCUCGGGCAGCAGCAGCCUGAGUGGCUCCGAGUCACCCGUGCUGGACACCAGCCGCCGGCUGCCCAUCUUCAGCCGCCUGUCCAUCUCCGACGACUAGACGGACAGUUGUGGGGGGGGGGUUAAGAAUGAAAAUUUGGAAAAAAAUGUUAGCACUGCGCAGAUGCUGCCUGCCCUGCCCUGCAAGUCCACUAUGGUGGUAUACACAGGGAGGCAACAGACGCAUGAACACUUAGACGAUCGCUCCUUGCGACCCCCUCCCACCACCAGAAGCCCUUACAGCAGAUGUGGGUAUAGGGGUUUAGACUCGCUGUGUCAUUUUCUUUGUUGUUUAUCGUUUUUUUCCCUCUUCCUUUUUGUGUCAGGUUAGCCUCUUCAGGAAUUAAUAAGAUGCAGUGAAGUAAGGGAACUCUUCUGUUUUGUUAUUCCUUUUUCAAAAUCUUUUUUUUUUUUUUUUUCUAUUUGAGUAA
Molecule: messenger RNA, 1806 nt
Organism: Alosa sapidissima (American shad)
Lineage: Eukaryota; Metazoa; Chordata; Actinopteri; Clupeiformes; Clupeidae
Gene: zfp36l1a
Product: zinc finger protein 36, C3H type-like 1a
Exons: 2
Coding region: 114-1436 (440 amino acids)
Molecular function (GO): mRNA binding; metal ion binding
Source: RefSeq, a predicted model, not a curated record